AACAAAGAAGAUUUUUUCAAAUCGUAAGCACUAAAAACCCUUGCUGGAGAUGCGAUAGUUUCUCAACCUCACUGCAUUUGAUGUCCUCCCUUUUGCUGACUACGUAGCAGAUUUGCGUUAUCUGAAAAAUAAUUCCUGUAUGUAAACGAGAGCAACGACCUCGACAGCCGGUACUACUAUGGUUGGCACAACUACAACAAUAUCCGCCCAGCCCGGCGACGGAAACAAGGAAAGUAUUGAAGUGAAAUCUGCAAACAAAAGAGCUCCUCCUUCUGUGUCGAAGAAAGUGAAGAACAAGAAGAAGAUCAAGUGGGAGCAGCACAACAUGAAGAUGAACAAGGAUAAUGAAGCCUCUGAAGCUAGCGCUGCUCCUGGUACAACUUCCAAUAGCGCGGGUCCUGCCGCACCGUCGUCCUCUGCCUCCUCUUCCGAGGAUGUUGUUUCCUCUUCCGAGGACUUCCACUUCGUCGGAGUGCAGCCAACAGCUACAACGAUAGCUGCAGCAGACCAGCAGCACCAGCACGAAGAAGUAAAAAACGACCAAACUAGUCGUGCUGACCACAACUCUUUCCGCCCGCCCAUGAGCAACCAGUUGCACCAAGACGUGGUCGACGAUGGUACCACGAAAAGCGGUAUUUAUUGGACCGUCAGCGUUGGGUUAAUUCUGCUCCUAUCAAAUGUAAAAGUGUCUGGGUCUGGAAAGUUGGAACUUGUGAUGCCAGCUUUGGAGUUUAAAAAAAUCUGUAUUGCAUGACCAGCAAGAAGAGCCACAUUUGGGCUACGCGAGGAGGGCAUUUGUCAUGCGGAAAUGGCAUCAGGAAGCUUUCCAAAAAUCUGUGAUGCUGGGUCAUGCAUUACAAGCAUCAUGGGUCAUGCCAGACAAGCAUGACAACCCUUCCGUUCUUCCAGACCCAGACAUUUUUACAUUUGAUAGCUCCCGCUUUUCCUAUACGGGGUGAUUCUGUUUGGCGUCAACAUGUAUCAACUGUAAAAGUGUCUGGGUCUGGAAGGUUGAAACUUGUGAUGCUAACUUUGGACUCUAAAAAAUUCUGUAUUGCAUGACCAGCAAGAGGAGUCCGGUUUGUGCUACGCGUGGAGGGCAUUUGUCAUGCGAAAUAGGCAUCAGGAAGGCCUCUGAAAAUCUGUGAUGCUAAGGCUUCCAUGACAGACAUUCUGUGUCAUGCAAAAACAGCAUAACAAAUUUCGGGUUCUUCCAGACCCAGACAUUUUUACAUUUGAUAACAUGCAACGAUCCGCGGUUCAGAGUCAUGGUACUGAUGUGAACGUCCGCGGUAAACCGAUGAAUUAUGGGACUCUCAAAUGUUACAUUCUCAACUGGAACUGUUACAUGAUUUGUCAUGCAAAAUUGCCAUCAGUAUCUGUGUGAUAAAGCUGCAUCGCAUGACAAAUCCAAAUUCUCCCAGCGCCAAAGAGGCGAAGAAACUGCGCCAGAUCUGUCAUGCAAGACGCGCAGGCCCCCCCUUUCACUUUUGCCAUUCUUGCAUCACAAAUUUAUGUUGUAACAGUUGAGAGUGUAACAGUUGAGAACGCCAUAUGAAUACGGGCUUUCUUGCAGCGUCUUCCCCGACGGAACGGAAGUUCCUCGCUCCGACGAAAAGUACCGCUACCACCAUUGAGAAGAAAAAGGGGUAUGUGGUUCUUGAGGACCACUGGCGGACGACGGGCAAGGGUGAAGCGGCAAGAGCUGUUGCACAUGAUGAUCACCACGUCGUGUUGCCACGGCAAAAGGAACAAAAGCCCGUCUCGUCCGACGGAAAAAGCGCCCCUGGAGGUGCUGGUCAUCAUGCUGGUCCUGAUCAUGGCACCGGACGCGGAGCCGAGGAAGAUGAUUCCGAGUCAGAAGACGUGGCGAAAGAGGACCAUGCUUCAUCGAAACAUUCCGACCAUGAUGAUGAAAGGGACGAUCAUGUUGUUGUCCACCCUCCACGUCCUUCUGCAUCGAAGAUGAAAACCACGAAAACGACACCCACGAUCUCGCAAAUUCCCGGACCGGCACCAGGUUCAGGACCUGCUCCAGCUGCUUCUGCUGCUGUGGAAAUCGCGGCCUUGUCUGAGGAUGGUGGACAGCAAGACGAAGAUCGCGGGAACUCGAACUCGCCGCAGCCCUCGCCUGGCGAGAAUGAGAUGAAAGCCGCUUCGACGUUUUUGGAGGAGGAGGAAGGGAGUGAUGAAAGUGAAAGUGUAAGUGAAGCCAGUACUGCUGUCGAUGAUGGUGCGGGAGACGAAGACCUGAUCUAUCCAGGAAAAAACACCCAUCCCCAUCCAAUUUGUCAUGCAAAACAUGCAUAAAAUCCGCCAUUUGUUAUGCAUGCAAUGGAUGGGGAUGGUUGUUUUUUCCUGGAUAUGAUCAUGGAUGAUUACACGACCGGCAAAAUGAAUUCCAAGUCCUCCGCAGCUCCGGUUGAAACCGAGGAAUUUGAAGAUGAAAAUCAAAAUGACCAGCCCGUGGGCGGUGAAAUGCAAAUGCAAGACAAGCAUGGUGCUGUCUCUCGGUCUUCGUCUUCGGACGUUGCUUUCACGAUGGAUUUUCUGGAAGUUGGACAGGGGACUGCUGCUGUUCCACCGCGACCAGUACAAGCAGGAGUUCCAUCUCGUUUCGUCGUGCCGGGUUCACCGCCAGUGUACCCGGCAGUCACUGCGCAUGUCCCGCCAGGAGAAACACCACCGGGGCAGGAGCCGUCACUACAUCAUCAUACGCCGCCACCUUCUGCUCCUUCUGAGAAGGAGCAGAAGUCCCGCCUGAAAGUCAAAGUCACGGAGAAAGACCUCCAACAACACGCUCCGUUGCAAGUCGUGUACUACUGCAAAUACCGAGACGGGGAAACCGACACCAUUGCGGACCGUGCUGCACGCCCGAAAAAUGCGGAAGCGCCACAAGCCGAAACCGUGGAGGACUAUUUGAACAAAGGCAGGUCGGCGAUGAGCCCGCGCGCGUCGAAGGAGGAAUGUAUGAGAAAGUGCACGGGCUACCUAAAAUGCGGCGUCUUUGCGUCGGUACCCUUACCGCAGCCCGACGACUCCGGGAGCACGGUGAUGUGCUUUUUCGGGGACAAAACCCACGCGAACACACUCGACGCGGACGCUGCAGGGUGGGAAAUUUCCUGUGUGGCGGCCUCCGGUACUGGAGAGGGCAGCGGCCUGACCGAGGCGAAUUUGAGGAGUCUGGCUGGUGAAGGGGGCGACAGCUCCAGGACCUCGGGGAGGAAUGCGAUGUCUGAUGCUGAUCGUUAUCCCGUGCAAAAACGCUAUGACAUUGCCUGGCUUGCUCUUUUUUGUCAACUUGCGAAGGAGAAUGGGUCUUCGUACUACAAAAGCAAAACGGCAGCCUUCUACAAAUAAACCUGCUGUACAUUUUGUCUCUACUUUAUUUUUUGCCGCGAGCUGCGCUACGGCCACAAAUGCGAAUCAAAAGACAAUUUGUAUUUCAUAGAUACCUCGUCCAAUUUUGUAUAGUGAUGGCCUCCUCCUGUAUUGCGGACGCGAGUUGGAAUUAAAGAUGCUGAUAACUCUGACAUAAGUGUUUUUGCCUUGCAUAGAGCUUCCACGGUGGCUUCAGAGCAGGAUCUUGAAGGUGAUGAUGAUCUUGAUGCCCUCGACGAAGCAGAUGAGUAUGAAGAGGAUGCAGGAGCGCAUGCUCCUCUCGUUAAGACUCCUGAAGAAAAUCAAACGGAUGCGCAGCACACCAGCUCCGCUGUGGCCGGAGCCGUUGAGCGGCACGACACCUGCCGCGGCUCGCACUGGUGGUCCCGAUCGCACUGCGAGUGCUUGAUGUACGACGCUGGAGAUUCCCAAGGCUUCGUUCCGGUGAAUGUCGCAGAAGGAAACAAGCACGGCCGCGAAACUACCAUGUGUGACCGGGACGCGAAAAUCGGGUCCGUUUGUGGCACAGGAAUGAAGAGGAACAAAGAGGCUGGCGAGGGGAGGUGUGUCUUCAAAUGUGCUUCGCGGCAUUGCAAGUGCAUCAAACACGGCGACCACACUGAAUACAAAGACGGGAAUGCGAAUUGCAAAAACUUAUGGACCGCAAUUCAAAAGCGCACGGUCGCGUACUGGAACAUCAAUCGGACUCGGACAGCUAGUGAAGAAUUGGUGCAUGAUGAGGAUGGCCAAGUUUUCGUAUUCGAGUUUCCAAAAGCUUAAGCUUUGGCUUAGUAUUUGAGGACCAAAAUAACAAAGCCACGACGAAUCGGAUUCAUCGUGGCGCAGGCACUGCACGUCAAUUCACAGAAGAUGCUGAACUACUUACCAUGUGAACUGGUGCUUAUCUUCAUGUCAUUAACAUUGUGAUGCUUGUUACGUGAGCUUCAUCUUGAAUUUUUUACAUGUGAGAAGUACGCGAUCUGCUUUUGCCCAGGAUGCAAGAAAUGGGACGGUAGGUAUUGUGGUUCCAAAGGAGUUGACGCGACCUGUCGUGCCAAGCCGCCACUCGGGGGCAACGAAAUUUGCGUCAAGAUGCUAUGCAGUGCAACUAGGUCUCGGUCGGACGAGGGGUGGAAGAACUUAAGUGAGUAUAUUACUUGUCUGCAACUUCUCGAAAAUCUGUGUUGCAUAACCGACAAGAAGAGUGCAGCUUCGUUUGUCAUGCACAAAUGAGUUUCGCAAUUUGCUUUUCCUUUUGCAGUACGCAAUGUGCAUCAGUACGAGAGACGGCCCUCUUCUUGAAUGAAGCUUGUCAUGCUUGUCUGGUUGUAAUUCAAAUCUCUGCAACAUCACGAGUUCUUUCCAGACCCAGACGUAUUUGCAGUGGAUAGGCCCUCAAUGCUGUCGAUUCAGUCAACCCAUUCGCCGCGAUCCCUCCUCCGAAUUUGAAUGUCUAUCCGCCAGAAAAGCACAGCCAUACCUGAAAAAGAAACGAAUUUGCGUUGCGGGGGGUUUUAGCUAAUGCUCAGCAUGACAAACUGAAACUUUUUUGGUUGUAUGUAGUUCUAGAAGUAGUCCUAGACCUCAUGACCCAGGAAGACUACGACUCGGUUCUGCAUGACAGAAAAUAAAUUUCUCUGUCUCUAGUGGUGUGGUCUGGUCUCCGCUUUCGCAGAGUGGCGCCAAGAAUUUGCUAGCACCGCAACUUCAUUUCCUUCCUGGUAUAAGUAUGGCUGUAUUUUUUUGUCGGAUAAUCCUCUCGACCCAGUCAAGCGUUCUGUGCAAGGCGCUGUGGUGGGACAGGAAAUGGGCCAGGAUGCGCAGGAUGAGUUUCUGCAGUUGGCUGCCCUGGUAUGCAAUGCAAGUACACAACACGACACUUCUCCCCCGUAGUUCCCGAGAUUGUAUUGCAGACGAAGCACCAUCGAGAGAAAAAAAAUGGCUCUCCUCAGCAGGAUUGGGUGACGAGAUUUACAACAACAAGGCAUAUUAGGUCAUCAAGACGGUAGUAGCCAAUUUCGAUUCGCUCUGAGUACCAGCUGCUUCGUGUUUACGUACAGAAGCGGCACCCACAGCGAAGCAAUUCCAUUCAUGUGUAUGAAGACAUCAAACUCACAGUGGUCAUCUUCUACGCGGUGGUGUAGUACUCAGUUGCAUUGCAUACCCGGAUUCCACCCAAUUGGUUAAAAUCGCGGGGCAAAAGAGCGGACAAGAACUGUACUUCGACGACGCACUAAACCGGGUGCAGCACGCCGUAAACAUUGGGUAUCUGCAGCGGUUGCAGAACUACCUCUACGUGCCUCUUCGCGGAUGGAUCAUUGCCGAGGGAUUCUUACCGCCCAAACUGGUGCAAGUUCUCAACCUGGCAGUUGAGGGUGCCAUGACGUACAUCGCCGUGGUGGCCUACGGCAGUGUGUAUCCAAUGCAAAAGUUGUAUGACGCUCGUACUUCUAAAUCUAGUACAAUAUCGUGAUGACGCAUGACAGAUUUUCCUUCUAUAGCUGAUUCUGCAUGACAAACUCCAUUCUCCCUUCUCACGAUGAAAUUUGUGGUGCAAAACGUUGCGUACGAGCGCGAUUAAGGAUGUUUUUGCAAUGCAUACCCUGCCUGCCAUCGCGAUUCCCCUGGCCAUUUUUCGCGCUGCCGAGUUCUAUUGCUCGAGCCAGGAGGAGGAAAAAGCGAGCACGGAGGAGGGAGAAGACGCUGCAGUCAAGAAGAGCGGCGGAUUGAGCCGGAAGUCGUUCUGUAAACUGCUCAACACAGCCAAAAACAAGUUUCCGGGGACCACCCACGCAGUGUACGGCGUCAUGAACGCGCUCAACUUUCUCCUAAGCAUUGCAAAAGUAGCGUACUUCUAGUGGGAAUUGCAUUACAAAUUUUAUUAUCAGAGCCAAAAAUUGAAUUUGUACAUGCUGAUUCAGCUAGUAAAGUAGAUUUGUCAUCAUGCGGAUGCGAGGCUGCAAUUACUACGACUGCGAUAGUACUUUUGCAGUGCAUAUCUCCUUACCGGCAGCAACCUCGUGGGCGCGGCCAAGGAAUUUUUUCACUUUGCGCACGAAACUUUUCUCAACUGGGAAACGUAUGGAAGUGUCAGAAUCGAAAUUGACAAAAUCGAAAAAUUUGCAAUGCGUAAAAUGUAGGGCACGCGUGGCCUGUGUUGGGGAGCAGGCAAAUGUGACCGAUUGCAGGCCUGUUUAGGGGAAGGUAAUGCGCUGCCAGAGUAGCAUGACAGAAGCAGUGUUCUUUGCCCAAACAGCAUGACAGACUGGAUUUUGGUUGCCCAGAAACUUGUCAUGCGCCACUUGGAAACUGAGGCUCGAACUGGUUUCGACUUUAUGCAUCACAAAUUAUUUCGAUUUUGCUGAUUUCGAUCCUGACGCUUCCAUAAAACGGUGAGAAACGUUAUCGGGGAUGAGCGGGCGAUAUCAAAUGCACAUAUGUCUGGGUCUGGAAGCAUGAAGCCUGUCAUGCGAAAUCUGGAGCACAAAAAAAUCUGUGUUGCAUGAACGCCAAUAUUAGAAACCCAAUUCUCACUAGGCAGAAGGCGCAUUUCUCAUGCGGAAUAGGCAUGAGGAAGGUCUCAAAAAAUCUGUACUGCUUCUGCGUGCAUUACAGACCAUGACGAGUGUGGUCCGCGAGAUGCAUGACAAAUCUUGCAAUUUUUCACCCCCAGACAUCUUUGCAUUCGAUAGGCGAAACAAGCGGAAGCCGUGCUGGCUGCCGCGGCCGCUGCGAAAAGCGUUGCGUACUUGGAGGUGAAGCUCCUGCGCGCGUGCGGCUACGAGGUAUUUCGAUCGGGGGCGAAAAAGCUCGCUGGCGCACUGGCGGAGGAGUUUUCCUGGGGGGACUGUCUCGAGCUAUCCACUGAUGAAUUUGUAUAUUUCACCUCACGUCCCCCUCCGCCCGCGAUCCGUCUCUGUCAUUUGUAACGAACACACGGAGGACGAGAAAAACUGGUGCUCACCAGCAUGAUCUGAAAACGAAAUUUGAUAGACUAGACCUAGACCGUGCCGAGUUCCCAUUUUCUUCCUUCAGAGGUUGAUAUUAGGUGAGCAACAUCUAUGCAUGAUGUGCAUGUGCAUCUUCUAGUACAAUAUUACGUUUACAGUACCGAGCCAUUUGCUGUUUCUCGUGGGCGCUGUCAUUCUCGACGGAUGUGAUAAUAUUUACACAGCAUAACUGCGUUCCACCAAGGAAAUCAUCGACCCCGAAACUGGCGCGCUUGUCGACGCCAAGGGGCUACGUGCUCGUUUGAAGGGGCGGGGGAAGGAAAUCCGCGAGAAAUUCAAAGGGGGUUGCAAGCUGCUCGGCCACGGCAUUCACAAGCUAUUUCACUGGAAGAGCCACGACGAAGAAGCGGCGGGCGCAGCAGCGGCGGAGGAAGUGGACGAGGGGCCGAAUUUCGACAUUCUGCAGCGCAAUGCAAAGGAAUCCAUCAAACCGGCCUCAUAAUAGCGGCAGCGCCAGCGGAAGGAAGAUGGAGGAAUCAUCUGAGGCUUGUUGACUGAAGUUGCCCGACAAGAACGAGAUGACCUUGAGGCAUCGUUUAAUUAUUUUUGUCACUUCUACAUCUACUACAGAAGCGAACUUCUCACAGUUUUUCUACUUGCAAAAAAUUUUGUUUUAUUUAGUUUCCGAGUUUCAAAAAUUAAAAUGUAAAUGUUCCACUUUUUCUACGCAGUCUCCGAUCGCAUACCAGCCAAGUAAAUCCUUCUCACACACAAAAGAACUACACAUCACGCCAACUUCGUGAAUUUGAACAAUUUUCUGAAUUUCCCCGUACGAUGAACAUCGAGAGACAAACAUUAACAUACAAAAAGAGUCUACAAAUUAAGAGUUUAGGUAGGGUAGUAUUUGCGUUUUCAGAUUAUGUACAUACUUAUGAGCAGUACUAGACAAUAGAAUUAAAUCGAAUUUCAAUGAUCGCAUGACACAGUGACUGGGGCUGCAGUGCGACGUGUGUAUCUUUUCCAGCUCCCAUCUUUGUACUUUUUGUUUUACAUACAGACCAUAAGAUAGUACAAGUACAACAGUCCUGAGCUACCAUGUCUUCAUCCUUUUCUACCGUGAAGAAAAAAAGAGUAACAACUGCAUCAAUCAAACUACAAGGUGUGCAUGAUUGUACUUAUUUACCAAACGGCAGCGGAAGUGUAGAAUUCAUUGUGCGGGCACACUGUCCACGGACUCGGUCGCUCUCGCUCGAAAACACAAGCACAGCUGACGGGUG
This is a messenger RNA of Amoebophrya sp. A120, 8608 nucleotides long. The record is from the annotation of a GenBank genome assembly. Lineage: Eukaryota; Dinophyceae; Syndiniales; Amoebophryaceae.